UAUGCAUGCGUUCAGGGUGUUACGUACCAUGCGCAAUGAUAAGAAAGUAGAGGUAAUGUAUGGACGUUUAAGACACCGAUGAAGCUGGGAGUUCUCUAAAUUUGAUGGUUGAGCUGCAUAAUUAACUUCUGAUUGUAAGUGUGAACAUUUGUGAGUAUUCACUUUUCGCUUAAACAAGUCCUUAUGAUGAAAUCUUUACUCGGUCGUACCACCAGUCUGCUGCUGCUAGGCCACAAAAUGUUACCGGCUCUUCGCUCAACAUGCCCGAUUCUGGGCGGUUUAAUCCGCGGUACAUAUGUUGCUAGUCUUAGUAGUAGGGGCCUAAGUCAAGCUCAAGCACCAAGAAAUAUCGGCAUUAUCGGCGCUCCUAUAAAUAAAGGACAGGGUAAAUCUGGAACUAGACUGGGCCCGCAAACAAUUCGAGAUGUGGGAUUGAUUCAGCAAUUGAAAGAUAUAGAAAGAGAUGUGAAAGAUUACGGAGAUAUAAAAUUUCCAGAAAUGGAUGAAGAUAUGACAUCGAUGAGACCAGUUAAAAACUCUCGCUUCCUAGGAAAAGCAACACAGAUGAUAUCUAAUGCUGUAUACAAAAUCAUGAAAGAAGACAAACGUUUAUGCUUGACUUUGGGCGGAGAUCACGCAUUAUCUGUGGGUAGUGUUCACGGCCAUGCACGAGUGAACCCAAACUUGUGCUUGUUAUGGAUCGACGCACAUGCUGAUUUGAACACACCGUUGACGUCAAUGUCAGGAAACCUUCAUGGCAUGGUACAGUCUUUCCUUGUUCAUGAGCUGACUGACUACAUGCCAACGGUUCCUGGAUUUGACUGGAUUAAACCUUGCAUCUCAUUAAAAGAUAUAGUUUAUAUUGGUUUGCGUGAUAUCGAUCCUGGGGAAAAAUAUAUCAUGGAGAAAUUUGGCAUGACUGGAUAUUCUAUACAUGAUGUGGAUAAACUUGGUGUGAAAGAAGUUCUAAGUCGUGCACUUGAAACGGUUAACCCUAUGGGAGACAGACCCAUACACUUGAGUUAUGAUAUUGAUUCACUAGACCCCGUUGUAUCACCUAGUACCGGAACCCCUGUGAUGGGUGGCUUGACCUAUCGUGAGGGAAUGUAUAUUGCGGAGGUUGUAUCGGAUACAGGUCUCCUCCAUGCUGUGGAUGUCGUAGAGCUUAACCCAGAGCUUGGAACACCAAGGGAGCAAGACACCACGAUAAUGGCUGCAAUGAACAUUGUUACAGCCAGCUUGGGCAAAGUGAGAGAGGGGCACCGACCCAAAAUUUAUGAGCUUCCAAAACCAUAAAUAGACCAUCAGCCAAGCCAAGUUUAAAUUAAUAUUAAAAAUCUAUGCAUUAUUAGUUCAUGAUAAAUUGGGUGUCAAAACUAAUUUCUUUUGCAUAUUACAAUACCAAAUACUGAUAUCUGUAUUUUAUUUAUUAUACAGUAGCGAGGUACGGUAGAUGUCAUUCCAAUUAUUAUACUAGAUCACUUUUAGGACCCGGACCAGGUUUUUCAUGGUCUUUAAAAGGUUUUUUUUUUUUUUUUUUUUAAAUUUAAUCAUGCUGUAAUGAUCCGUUUGAUGGUAUUUUAAAUCAAGUCCUGUUAAUAAUACAAUAAUCAAAUCUUAUUUGACAAAACAAUGUGAGAUGCUUACAUAUGGUCAUGAUCACAGCACAUCAUGACACUAUAUACUGUAUAGCAUACACCAGUUUUUUGUCAAAGAUGAUUUGAUACAGUAGUCUGGGCAGGAUAUCUGGAUAGAGUUAUUUUGGAUGGUCUUUAACUCAUGUGGGUUUUAUUAGGUAGAUAAUUACAUUAUAAAAUUAUUUUUAAAAGGGGAAUCAGGAAUACAUUUAGCUAUAUAUUUUCAUAGUCAACUAUCUGAUCUGUACCACAUAUCAUUAUAACAGACUACUGUAAUUGGGUUAAGAUCAUGUAACAGAUUAGUAAGUUAGUUCUAUCUUCCUCUCUUGCUGAUUCUUACACCAUCCUUUUAUACCUCCGUAGCUAAAACAGUCAUUAACCAGGAUUUAUUUUGUUUGUAAUACUUGAAUAAAUGUGUCUGUAAUGAAAUUUCUUUAGGUUAGACUAGCCCUCUGUAGGCCUACAAUUUUGUACAACAUUUAUGUCUCUUUGCUGUAGUUAUAAUAAAUCUACAGUAUCUUUGUUGUCAGAAACUGAACCAGUAUCAGUACAGUAUUUUAUAGAUAUUUGCAUGAAGCUGAUUAUGGGCAUUCUGAAAUUUAAAAGAAAUACAGUAAUGAUUAAAUGAACAUUUUAAGAAAAUUACAGUAAGUGCAUUGUAUUAGAAGAUAUAAAUAGUAAUUAUGAAUCUUAAUAUUUUAUUUUUAAGGUGGUGUAAUGCAGAUUAAUGUACUAUGUAGGUUUACUUCACGCUACAGUAUUACAAUUUUCAAUUAAAAUUAUUAUUUUAUUAAAAACAAUUUUACUAUUUACCAUAAAAAUACUGAAUUGCGCAUACAGUAUCUAGUGUUACAACAAACCAUACUUGUACAGUACUGGGAGAAAAAGGGUGUAACCACUCUUUUUUCCGCCGUUUUUAAAUAUUCAAAAAUAUGUAUCUCAUUAACCGUUACCAAAUUGUUUGUCAAAUAUGUUUUUGUGUCUUAGAAAAAUCAGUUGUUUUUUUCUCCGAAGUUGGACUUUAAACCUUAUUUAAUGAGGGUAGUCCAUGCAGCUGACCAUUAAUAAAUGAGCUGAUAAAUUAUAGGGGUUCUCAAAACCCAACGAUGUACCAGUAUGCAUGUGCAAUUGUUAAUUUUAACUGACCAUGCAAUAUACAGUAUUUGAUUGUUUUAAGAGUGAUAAUUGGUGGUUAGAACUAUAUUAUCCAAAUAAUAACUCAUGUGUGCUGGUAUAGUGUAGUAAAAGUAUGAUGAGGAAGGUUGUAGUAAUUGGAUAAAAAUUGUGGACUGCAAAGAGGAAGGGAAUUUAAUGGGUUUCAAAUUAAUAAUGUAGCCAACGUAGAAAGCAGCUAGAAAAACAGUAUGUCCAUAUAGGAUAAAUAUGCAGUUGAAUUUGCUAACUAGAACUUAUUUUACAUGCCAAAUUGUUGUUUUAAUUAACAAUCUGUAAGUCAAAUUUUAUCUCAGUCGAAUAAUUUUUCAAUGCCACUUUGAAUUCGACUUAGGCAAGUUCAACUCACAAUACUGUAAAUUUUAAUCACUGAUGACUUGUAGUAAAUUAAAGCUAAAUGAAGGUACAGUACUGUGGUUCGGCAUUUAUGAUGUGUGGCUGGGUGGGUGUACAGGGGCGGAUGUAUGGGGGGGCCAGGCCGGCCCUGGACCCCAUUUUUGAAAGAAAAAGAAAAUUGAUCUCUCUAAACGCCUCAGAGAUUAUUUUUGGCCAUCUACAACACACAAAUUUUGCGGGGAAUCCCCCGAACCCCGUGGGGUAGUAUUAUCUCGACUGGCCGACCUUUCGGGGGGGCCCCUUUUGGACAUCCCUGGAUCCGCCCCUGGUGUGUGAAUGGUAUGGUUACAGUUCCUAGUUGUAGUAUUGUCUAUUUUGGAUUGUUUUAACAAUAAAAUAUUUGUCUAUAUGGUAAAUCUAAUACAGUACUUGUAUGUAUAGGAGUUGCUGUACAUACUUAAGCUUUUUAAAAUGAUGAAUGCAAUACAGUACAGUAUUUUACAAAACCACCUAGCAGUAUUAUAAAGUUCGCCCUCCAAUUCAAGACCCUUUUACUGUAAUUUGAGACACUUUUUUCGAAGUAUGAAAACUAUCCAUCAUCAAUCUAACACAAACCUAGUGUAACCCUCCAAUUGGAGACCGAACUCCAAGACUACCCCAUAUAUUAAGUCCCAAUGGUGGUCUUGAAUUGGAGGGCAAACUGGAUUCUCUGAUACAGGUAUGUAGAUCACUAUAAUUAGAAUUUUCUUCAUGGAUAAUAAAUUAUUUUUAAAAGAAAA
This is a messenger RNA of Anneissia japonica, 3925 nucleotides long. Its product is annotated as arginase, hepatic-like. The record is from RefSeq and is a predicted model, not a curated record. Gene Ontology annotation, molecular function: manganese ion binding; arginase activity. Gene Ontology annotation, cellular component: cytoplasm; nucleus; cytosol. NCBI's taxonomy places the organism in Eukaryota, Metazoa, Echinodermata, Crinoidea, Comatulida, Comatulidae. The transcript has a single exon. The coding region runs from base 184 to 1296 and encodes 370 amino acids.